AUGCGGAGGUCACCAAGGCAACAGUUCAAAGAUCGAUUUAAAAUGGCAUCCUCCAGUCAGUUAGACCUAAGAGAUUUGUCGAAUCAUGCAGACAUUAGCAUGGAAAAUAUGAGCCCAAUGACAGUACAUGUGAGACCAUCUCGAAAUUUGCGAACUUCUCCCAAGUUUAGAAGAAUUAAUCAAAAUCUUGAUGAUUCUGGCAGUGGUUUGGAUAGUAUUAUUGCAGAGUUGGAUACAGAACUUGCCAAAUUAACUGAUCAGCCCAUCCUUGCUUCAUCACAGAAACUGACAAGGUCUGAACGAUUCUUGUCGUCAUUGAGAUCACAUAACUCGCAGGUUAUACCAUCUGAUGAGGGAUCGUGUGGCGAUUCAAAUGAUGUGGAAUCUGAGAUGGAGAUAGAAGAGAAUGUGUGUGAAGCGCUGAAUGCAUCAGAUAGAUUGAGGCGGAAUAUGAGUCAACAGCUACCUGUAAAACACUGCAGCAGUAAGGGAACUCAAUUGGGUGUACUGUUACCCAAGUACCACACACGCAGCGAAUCAAAGUGCAUUCGUUGCAAGGACUGCGGCAUCUUCUUUUCUCCAGGUGCUUUCUUGUGUCAUUUUCAUGACGAGUAUGGCCGACGUGAAGAAUGUAAUGCAAAUGUGAUCCAACUUAAUAUUGAAAACCCAUCUUCAAAUCAAAUUCAGCUCUGGGAGGAUUUCCAGCUAAGAAUUAGACUAAAAUCACCUCGAAAAAGAUCAUCUGUUUUCACAGAUUCUCUUUUUUCAAAACAUCGUCGGCAAACUACUGGAAGUGAUUCAAAUUUGCACAAGAAUUUGGUAGCUGCUCUUUUGGACAGUGCUGAAUCCAACCUUUCAAUGGAUGAUUCAGCAUUACCAAGACAACCUGUAAUAAUGAAACGAGAACGACGACCGUCUGCUCCAGGCAUUCUUGUGCACAAAACUGUUAAUAAUACAGAACCUAAUGAAAACAGUUCACCAUUGUUACUCAACAGACCCGUCAUAAUGGGUUCACAGAACAGAAGUUCUUUCAAGACCAACAAAAACACGUUGCAGAAAUAUCUUCCUCCCAGAAUCUCCACCGACUCAUUGAAACUAAACCUCAGAUCACAUGGAUCCCUGCGGAGGACGAGUUCCUUAAAUAAUAUUACCAAUGAAAAUAAUGACGACCUGGGAAAAAAUCCACCGUCCUGGCUUCAUGAAAAUAAUAAACACUCAGAAACUUCUGAAAAAGUUUUUCAAAAUGCCUCUGACAAAGAAGAUCCUGUGUAUAUAUUACAAACAGCGCAAGAGCUGAUCAGUCUGGCAGCCAGUAAGUUUGAAAGGUCAACAGAAAUUACAAAUGAAUGGCAAGAGAGAUAUGAAAAUGAAAAACAACAGAGGAUAAAGUCUGAGGAGAGAGUUAAAAAUCUUGAAAGACUUCUACAUGAAGAAAGGAAGCAGAGAGAAUCAUUGGAAAACCAAAUACAAGCUCUGAAGACCUGCAUCGAUUAAAAGACAAUUAUUAUUUGCAAUAAUUCACAUGAUGAUGCUUUUACUAUACUACUGGUAUAUUCUGAACUUUUUCUCAUCUUGUGUAAACUGAAUACUUCUCACUGUGUCUUCCUGUUAACAGUCAUCAAUCAGUUAUGUAGAGUGGUAAUUAAUACAGGAAUUAUAGAGAAUGUGACUAGACAACUUAUGUAUAUUACACCAGUAAUGAAUAAUAACCAAUUAGAAUGAAAUUCUCUACAUAUUAUUAUCCAUUAAUUGCAUCAUAAACAAAUAAAUAUUUU
Molecule: messenger RNA, 1775 nt
Organism: Saccoglossus kowalevskii
Lineage: Eukaryota; Metazoa; Hemichordata; Enteropneusta; Harrimaniidae
Molecular function (GO): SMAD binding
Source: RefSeq, a predicted model, not a curated record